AUGAAUCUAAAUAAAAGCAGUUCACAAGAUGUAUACAAUGCAUCUAACAAUUCUUCGGUUUCAUUAACACCUAUUCUCUCCUCUGCAACUCUUUCAACUAGUACAUCGUUACCAUCAUUCAAUUCUCGCGUUGUUGAUGUGAGUAUGGCAUUGUCAUCGAAACUUCAACUGGCAUAUUAUAUUGCAAUUGCAUUGACGGGCCUUGUUGGCAAUACGACAACAAUUAUUGUCUUCUCACAACGACGUUUACGUUCAUUACGCUCAUCAUUCUUUCUCACAUGUUUAGCAAUCACUGAUCUUAUAUUCAUACUGAUCUUAGUCAUCGCUUUUCUCGAUGAAUUACGUGCGCCGGUAAUGACUAUACCUGUCUGUAUGAUUACAAUUUACUUAAGUCAUAUAGCAUCGUUCUUAUCGUCGAAUUUUACAUUGGCUUAUACGAGUCAUCGUCUUAUCGCCGUGUUCUUUCCAAUAAAAGCAACCAAUUUUCUAAAACAACGUACGAAUCGUAUACUUGCCAUCGCUUUAUUAAUCUUCGCAUGUUCAUUUUAUUCAAUAUCAUUUCCUGUAACAACAACCAAGUUUCGUUCAAAUACGACAAAUAUUGUCUCAUGUGAAGAAGAUCGGGAUAAACCGUUGCUAUUUCCAUUUCUUGUUUUGGAUACUUUAUUUACAUUUAUUAUCCCAUUCUCGUGUAUAGCUUGUAUGAAUCUCGCCAUCGUCUAUAAACUCAAUUCGAAAUUUACCUUCUCGCAAAAGUCGCCGCUCUCGAAUAUCUCCACACCUGGCCUGUCGCUUUCAGCAAAAACAUCAAUCAAUUCAUCCGGACAAUCAGUAUCCGAUGCUGUUCCAUUAUCGCAAAUGAAUAAUGGUAACACGACAACAAAUAUUAAUACAAUUAGCACAUCAAAAAAUAGUAGUCAUAAUGAAUUGAAUAAUCUCAGUCAACAACAACAGCCGGCACAAGACAAUUUUCAUUUAUCUGUUCAGCCAUUACAACGACAGAAUCGAACAAGACGAAACCAUUCGUUACCAUGCGCUUUUGCACCAAGAAACGUUCCAUUACAAGAUUUGAAUACAACAGUUCGCAUACGUUCGACUCAAUGUCGUGCAACGGCUUCGGCCAAAACAACCAAAAUGUUAUUAGCAGCAUCAACUGUUUUUCUUGUGUUUAAUUUACCUUAUCACUUAUUAUUGUUCUGUUUCCUAUUUAUUCCACAUCAACCAGCAUGGAUGCUCGAUGCUGUCAAUAUUGCACGUCUUUGGUUUUUUGCAUCGUUCUGUGUGAAUUUCUUCGUUUAUACCAUUUGUGGUCAACGAUUUCGUAGUGAAGUUGUUCGUCUGUUCAGCUGUCUGACACUUCGACGAUAUAUUUUAUUACGCAAUCAAAAACCAUUACAGGACCGUCAGAAUAGCAUUUAUUUGAGUCAUCGUCUCUUACCAGUACCGUCAACGCGUUUCUCACAUUCAAGCUAA
Molecule: messenger RNA, 1473 nt
Organism: Adineta ricciae
Lineage: Eukaryota; Metazoa; Rotifera; Eurotatoria; Adinetida; Adinetidae
Source: the annotation of a GenBank genome assembly